Messenger RNA from Paramecium sonneborni, 1176 nucleotides. NCBI's taxonomy places the organism in Eukaryota, Ciliophora, Oligohymenophorea, Peniculida, Parameciidae. The record is from the annotation of a GenBank genome assembly.
AUGAGUGCUUAUAUUCAUAUUCCAUUUUGUUUAAAAAGAUGUUUUUAUUGUGUUUUUCCUGUUCAUGUCAUAGGAUAAACAGAGAUAAAUUAAAAUUACUAUCAAAAUAUUUUGGAGAAACAAUAUGUUGAAUAUUUGAUUAAGGAUAUAAAAAAUCAUUAUAAGGGAGAAACAUUAAAAACUUUAUAUUUUGGAGGAGGAACUCCUUCUCUUCUCUCAAUAGAGAGUUUACAAGUAUCUAAAAUUUUGAAAAAAAGUUAAUAUUGAAAUGUUUUAGGAUAUCAUAAAGUACAGAAAUAACAAUAGAAGCUGAUCCCAAAACUUUUAAUGAAAAUAAACUGAAAUAAUUGAAAAGUAUGGGGGUAUACAUUUGUGUGAAAUAUUAAGUUUAAUAGACUCUCUGUAGGAAUUUAAUCAUUGUAAGAUGACACAUUAAAAAAAUUAAAUAGAAGCCAUCUUCGAAAGGAUAUAGAUAAUGCCUUGUAAAUAAUUGAAAAAGUUUAUGGGUCAUUUGAUAAUUGUUCUUUUGAUUUCCUUUAUAAUUUACCUUAAGAGGUUGAAUAACGUUCACUUGAUGAUUUAAAAUAUUUUAUUGAAACAUUUGAGCCAGGACAUAUAUCUGCUUAUUCAUUAAGUAUAGAAGAAGAAUCUUAUUUCUAUAAAAAAUUAAAUUAUAGAGAAGGACUUCAUCCUCUUCCUAGUAAUGAUGUUUAAACUUGUAAUUAUACUAAAGUACAUUAAAUCCUAAAUUAAUAUGAUCAUUAUGAAAUAUCUAAUUUUGCAAAAUCAGAGAAACAUAUUAGCCAACAUAAUAAAAAUUAUUGGUUAGGCAAUAGUAAUUUUUAUGGUUUUGGUAUGGGAGCCACUUCUCUAUAAGAUUUAAUUAGAAUUACUCGACCUUAAACUUUGAAGAAAUAUUAUAAUUUUGUAGAUUCUGGAUAAGGUAGUUUAAUUGAGGAUGAAAGUUGUGAAUUUGAAAAAUAACGUAUACUAUUGAUGAGUAGAUUACGAACAAAAUGGGGCAUUGAUAAAAAUUUAUUAUCAGAAUAACUGAUAGAGGCCAUGAAAAAGUUUUAAGAAUAUUUUAUUUUUAAUAAUGAUAAUAUUAAACUAAAAAUUCCAGAAGGUUACUUAGUGUGUGAUGAGAUUGUUGGAUAUUUGUAAAAUAUCAAAUGA